This is a messenger RNA of Aquila chrysaetos chrysaetos, 3004 nucleotides long. It is a transcript of the gene SAMD3, whose product is annotated as sterile alpha motif domain containing 3. The record is from RefSeq and is a predicted model, not a curated record. Bases 120 to 1874 code for a protein of 584 amino acids. Gene Ontology annotation, molecular function: protein binding. The transcript is spliced from 14 exons. NCBI's taxonomy places the organism in Eukaryota, Metazoa, Chordata, Aves, Accipitriformes, Accipitridae.
UUCAAGGAUAGUGCUCAUUUUUCUUAUAGUGCACUAGACCAGAUCCUGAUGAGGUUUGUGUGGGUGAAUCCUCAUGUUAGCUUAGAGUUCACUGCAGGCUCUGGCUGUGGAUUGCAAGCAUGCUCCUGGAGCCCUUGGUGCUCCUUUAUGUAGCAGAGCUAAAACACAUUAAUAAGAAAAUCACCCUCGGAAGGAGUUUUCUGCUGUCAAGGAGCUGGCAGAGCAGGACAAGCUUUGCCUUUCAGAAUUUACCAUUGCAACACCUAAGGAUGGAAAGUUGGUCGGUUGAUCAAGUCUGCAGCUGGUUGAGACAGAGAAAUUUAGGAGAACUAGUUCCUAAGUUUCGUGAAGAAGAAGUAAGUGGAGCAGCUCUUCUGGCUCUUAAUGAUCGUAUGGUGCAGCAGCUGGUGAAGAAGAUUGGGCACCAGGCAGUGCUGAUGGACCUGAUUAAUAAAUACCAGCAACAAAAAAGUGGGCUAGAAUCCCUUACAUACUGCUGUGAAACAGCUUCUCCAAAAUUUCCGGAAGUAAUCACUGGGGCUACUAGCAGACAAAUCUUAAAUUCUUCUGGUCCUGUGGAGCAGAAAAAAUAUCUGUGCUCUACUGAAAAUGAAGAAGGACUAAUUGAUCACAGAGCGCUAAAGCAAAAAAAAAAUCUGAAAUCAUUUUUUGCAAGAUACAAGACGUUGCAGUGGACGAGUUCUUAUGCUUUGCCAGACUUCCCUUACGAUGUCAAGUGCGUAUUGGCAGAAAGAAAAUGCCCUGAUCACAGUAUGAGAAUAAGGAUUAUCGAAUUUUUACAAGCAGACAUGACAAAAUACCUAGAAGGAUCACUGUAUCCGAACAGUCAGCAAUAUAACAUUGUUGUCAAUGCUCUGCUGCAGGCGUACCCAUUCCUUGAUGAAAAUGGGAAUGGCUUUUUGCUAUGGAAACGGGCCCUUAAAGAUCGUUUCAAGUAUGUGCGGAGACCCAUUGAAGAUGAUGAGCAAGUCCUGAGGAACAAAUGCAAGUUUGGCCACAGGCGAGGACAGACCAGGAAAUCUUUUGCUGAAAACAAACCUGAUGAUGUCCAGGUGCAGGUAGAGGUCUGGAAGAACAGAUCAGCUGUGUGUGGACAAGAAGCCAACACAUCAGGCUUAUUUAAGGAAGAACCUGUUCAUCUUGAAGGCAGUGCAAUGGAUGUACAUAUUAAGUGGCUUAAGCAAGAAUAUAUGAAAACUCAGAGGAACUGGAAAGAAGUGGAUAACAGAAUGAAUGUGACAAUAGAAAUACGGAGAAAGAUGAUCAGCGAUAAGGCACCUUUAAAAGACAUUCUUAGACUAUUUCCUUUCUUAAGAUGCCCUUAUCAGCUUUUUAGGGAGUUCCAGCUUCUCACACACAUGGACAUUUAUAAGAAAACAGUUGAGAUUUUGGAGAAUUAUUCAGAAAACAUAUUAUCUUUGUAUGUGGUGAGGAAUAAUCCAAUUCACAUUAUGCUGCAAGAAAAUCUGAAGCGGCACACAGAGGAAGACAUUCUGAAAUAUAUGAAAAUGACUGCUGCAUGUUUACUCCUGCCAGAUGUCUUUGGAGAUGAUUCCAGUCUGUUUGCUGCAGUGAACGAGGAGGUAAAGGCAGUGACACCAGUGUUGGAAGUAAAAAAUCCAUUCAAUGUGAAUUCAUGCGAGUUUGCCCUGUAUGUAGGAAGAGAAGAGCUAACCCAGCUCGAUGACUGCACCAUGGCCCUGGCAGCACUGGUGGCUGCAUUUCACGUGUUCGAUAUUCCGUGCCCAAAGAGAAUCCACAGGACGCUGAACUUCCUGGAGUCCCUGGUCUUUGAAGUGAGGAGCCCAGCAUCCCUGCCCACCCAGAACAAAUCGGCCUUCUCCACAUGGUGACUCUCCUGUCUGCCCAUGCAGAGCAGAGGCCCUCUCCUCUCCUCUUCCACAGCCUCCUCUUCUCCCUAACAUGCUCCUCUUAACUCCUGCAUGUCUGGAAAUCCUAGGGGUUACUGCCUGACAGUGUACAGCUUCAGACAAGCGCCUAGUAAUAGACAGUAGCAGCAGCCCACAAACAUGACCCACUGCAUUAAUUACAAAUUAAAAUGGCUUUUUAUUAAAGCACUGCAUUCUACUAAAGAGAUCAAUCUCCCACCAGUUCUAAAAAUGUCUGUGUAGGCAAAGCAGCGUUUGUGGUCACCACAAUUCUUUUAACACUCAAACACACAGCUUGGAAGACCACAGAAGUCUUGUUAAAGCCUGGCUGUGCAGAGGUGACUCCAAUGCAGAGAUUACAGUGGGAGACCCUGUGGAAUGAGGGGAGACUGCUGCAUUUAAUGGCCACACUCUCUUGCUAAAGUCUUAGGAUUUUUCAAGUGGCUCACAUGGAAAUCAGGGGACAACCUUUACCUGUGUGAUAGCUGGGCUACCUCCAACACAACAUAUGAAACAAUACCAACUGCCAUUUUAAAGAUUCAGUAGGUCUCCUGAGUGUUUUUAGUUUCCAAGUGAAUUUGUUGGGUGUAGUUUUUGUACCAGAGGUGGCUACACCCUGCUACCUCAUCACAUGAGAUACAGAAGUAAGGAUUAUACAUGUCCUCACUGUUGUGAUAGCUGUAUGAAUAAAAAGCUGGGCUCUGUAUAAUUUCAGUGAGCUUCAUUCUACAUCUUGUAAACAGUAUUAAUUCAAACCCAUUUCUUAAACCACAGUACUUUGUAAGUAGGUAUAUAAAAAUUCAGGGAGCUACUAACAUCCCCAAGCAAUCUCUGUCGAGAAGCAAAUCUCUUCAUUGGUUCUCACUACAGGCUACAGAGCUGGCAGACGAGAGAGACACAGAGGGUGAGGAAAAAUAAACUACAUGGAAGGACAGAAGGAAGGAAAACAAGAAUUUGGCAUUUUACUGAUCUGUGCGGGCAACUUCAGCUUCUGCCAGUGACAAAAUCCGGGUCCAUAAAUGGGAUUCUGAUUGUGACAGCAAGUGGCCUGUGAGCAUUAGGAGUAAGUGUUUAAGGAGAGGGCAGACAUCAGU